CUUCUGUUAAGAAUAUAUCUGAAUCCCAAAGCCUGGCAGAAUUCCGCCGAUUUCGACGACCUAGCUAGUGACGUAAAUCAAGAGCGCCACCUGGAGCUUAUCUCAGAGGAUUUCAACGAACGGAAUGCGAGUGAAAACCCCCCCACGUACAAUGAAAAAAUGUUAGAGAUGCAAACACAGCAACGACUGGGGGAGGCACCUUCCGGGCAGCCGCCUUCUGGCCAGUCCACGCCGCAGAGCACGCGGAGAAAGAUUGGCGAAGAGAUCAGCCCGCUUCAAGAGAGCGCCAUAGAAGAGGAAGAUCACUUGCAAGGGAUAACAAAAAUAUGGAACCUUCCCACAGAAACUAAGAAAAAGGAAAACAAGUCCUCAAAGUGCAGUGGCACAAUUUUGAAAAUAUGCAGAGUUGUGCUGUUUUUUGUUUUGACGCUAUUGCUGCUUUCAUGCGGCAUACUGCACAAGCUUUACUUCUUGACCCUUCUUAACAAUCUAUCACAGUCUAAAAUUGAAAACAAGAAGAAUCGAGCAAUUUCAAUUCUCGUGUGCAUUGCAUUUUUUGAAUUCUUUACAUCUCUUAUAAUUCUUUGGAGAGUUAUUUUCCAAGGUCAGAAGACUAAAUGGACAAAACGUCACAUAGCGACAGCUAUCCUGCAGGCCGUGACCACCAUCGGAGAGGUCUAUUUGAUUAUCUAUGCGCUUCCAUUACUGGACAGUUUGAGGAUAUGUUUAGUUCUAACAACACUACCAAUCGUUCCAAGCAUAUGCCAGUUCCUGACUUUAAUUUGUCGGCUAAAACAAAAGAGUCGCAUCAGAAAGAGUUCUUUCCUCAAACUUUGUGCAGCUGUUUUCCCGGUUUUGGCACUGGCAGGGAGUGUUUUAGUAUUUAUGAAGUGGCUAAUUCCUUUUGAUAGAGACCCGCAUCUAAAAUGGGCGUUACCAACUCUUUUGAUAUUUAAGUCAUUAUGCUAUUUGGAUAAUUUCCUUUGCUUUAGAAGGAGAGCUGCAUAUGCUACACAACAAACAACAGCGGAAUCGGACUCCCAAGACUCGGAGACACGCGAAUCUAAAAUAAAAGAGAAACAGUACUAUGCCGAAAAUAAACAAGAAUUUAUACGAUUAACUGUUCGUUGGUUAACAUGCUUAAUGUUUAUCGUUUCGAUUUUGCUGAAUUUAGACAUAAAACUAAUUGAAUCAAACAACAACAAAAACAAUCUAACAGCUGAAACAUUACUGACAAACGAGGAAUUCACACUAUGUGGAAACAUUUCGUCCAAUUUAACAAAUUCGACUCCAGUGCAACCACAUGACGAGACAUUGGAAUCGAAAAACCAUUCCAUUUUUAACCAAUUACUGGAGUUUUAUUACUUCGUUAAGUUUGAAGUUAGGAUAUUGGCAUGUUCACUUGUGAUUUCUCAAACAGCUUUGUUGGCUUGUCGAUUGUCAAUGCAGCAAUUUGCAUUUGCCUUGCCACUCAUUCUUACCCCGCCGUUAUCAACAAUUGCUGUUGUUAGACUUUCCUGCAAUAACUUUCUUGAAAGUAUCCAGUACAUAUUCGGAAUUGAUUUGACAUGUUCUAUGCCUGUAGACUAUCAGUUUUUCAUAACGAGUGGGGCUUUGGCUUUGAUUGCUGUAAUCACGUUAACGUGGUACAUCUGGGUUCCUCUGGUCGAGCGAAUGGCAAAACGGGAAAGGUUGUUUUCUGGUAGUCUUUACGAUUUCUUCUUUCCCGAUUUGAACAUGCUCCUGCGAAGGAGAAAUGACCAUGAAAUUGGAGAGCUCCAUACGGACAGGAUACAACAGAGUGAUGACAUUCCAAAAGUCAUCAUCUGCGUAACAAUGUGGCACGAAACCUGCAAAGAAAUGUGUCAGCUUCUAAAGUCUAUUUGCAGAUUAGAUUUGCACUUAUUCAUUCGAGUGGAAGCCGACAACGAAGAAGGUGAUGGAAAACAAGACCCUGAUAAAAUUGAAAUUGAAGUUCAAAUAGUAUUUGACGACGCAUUUUGCUUAACAAAAAACGGUCGAGAGGUUAAUGAAUAUGUGCUCCGGUUCAUGUCAUGUUUGCAAAAGGCUGUUGGUUCCGUGUUGACAGAAAAUGAGCUCGUGAUAUGGAAUAAAAAAAUCCAUAAAAAAAUGGUACAGACACCUUAUGGCGGAAAACUUUUUAUAGAACUCCCAGGCGGAACACAGGUGACGUUGCAUUUGAAGGAUAAGAAGAAGAUAAUGGCCAGAAAACGUUGGUCUCAGGUGCUGUAUAUGUACUAUUGUUUGGUGUACAAAAUGGGGAAGGCCUAUCCAAAAAAGUUCAAAGACAUGCUGAAGAACACAUUCAUUUUAACCCUUGACGGUGAUGUAGACUUUGAGCCGGAGUCAGUCCUACGAAUGAUGGAUCGCAUGAAGAUGAACAGCCGUGUCGGAGCAGUUUGUGGUAGAAUUCAUCCCAUAGGAUCAGGUCCAAUGGUCUGGUACCAACAAUUCGAAUAUGCAGUCGGACACUGGCUUCAAAAAGCAAGCGAACAUAUCUUUGGUUCUGUGCUCUGUUGUCCUGGAUGCUUUUCUAUAUUUCGAGCAUCUGCCCUAGUUGACGAUAAUGUCUUGAAAACGUACACCAGAGAGCCAGAGGAGGGAAUUCACCUUGUGCAGUUUGAACAAGGCGAGGACAGAUGGCUUUGCACCCUGCUCCUUAAACAAGGAUACAAGAUAGACUACUGCGCAGCCUCAGAUGCAAAAACGUUUGCACCAGAAAACUUUUGGGACUUUUUUGUACAACGACGGCGCUGGUCACCAUCAACAAUGGCAAACAUGAUGGACUUGGUCCAUUCUUGGAAACAACUAGUCCAAAACAACAGAGAAAUCAACCAUUUCUUUAUGCUUUAUCAAUUGGUGCUUGUUAUAACAAGUGUAUUAGCUCCUGGAACUGUCCUUGUUGUGAUAGCCGGGUCAUUCAGUACAGUAUUAGGUUUAACGCCAUGGUAUGCCUUUUUCGUUGCCGUGACUCCGGUAGUUUUGUUCGCAGUUUUAUGCCUGACAGUGUCUCAGAAAAUACAACUCAAUGUAGCCGCAAUACUAAGCACAGCAUAUACAUUUGUAAUGGUUAUUGUAACAAUCGGCACAAUGUUAAACAUCGCAAACGAGACAGUUCUUUCUCCUACCGUGAUUUUCCUCAUAUUUGUCAGUCUAGUAUUCCUGAUAUCUGCUUUGCUUCACCCUCAAGAGUUCACAUGCUUGUUUCCUGGCUUGCUUUAUUUCGUUUCUGUGCCUUCUACAUUUAUUUUUCUGACAGUGUUUUACGUGUGCAAUCUACAUGACGUCAGUUGGGGUACUCGUGAAUCCAAAUCACAAUCAACCCAGUCUGAAGUAAAAAGUGGAAAGAAGAAAUCGUUUGUGCGUUUGCUUUUCACUCUUGUUCAACAUUUCAUGCAGGCAAAACUCGCUGAAAUUAACUCCAAAGGUUCAAUUUUGGACCAGAUUGAGAGACAACAAUGCGAACAAGAUGUGGAAAAAAUAGAAUAUAAAGACGAUAGCUACUGGAUAAAGGUACAAUUAACAGACUCAAAAGACAAGUUUGAAACAAUUCAACUCAAGAAAGAAGAGGAGGUAUUUUGGACAACAUUUAUUAACAAGUAUUUGAAACCACUAGAAAGCAAUACGAAACUUCAAGAAAAAUUUAAUAGUGAAUUAAUGGCGUUAAGGAACAACUGCGUGUACGGUUUCUUUAUGUUGAACUUUAUGCUAGCAUUAGCUCUGUUGCAAUUACAAAUAAGCAAAGAAAGGUUAGAUAGGUUUUAUAUCGCGGGAAAAUAUGAACCAUUAUCAAUAAUUUUUCUGUCAAUUUUUGCAAUUUUACUUUUGAUCCAAUUCAUCUUGAUGCUUUUUCAUCGAUGGAAAACUUUCUGCCAUAUUAUUUCAAGCACUGAGGUGUUUGGGUGCUGCUGUUUAAAACGAACAAAGACUAAAGCGCAAGAAUUUGAAGAACACAUGAAAGAGUUAGAGCAUGAUUUAGGGGAAGGUGAAGAAUCAGAUAAGCCGCCGCCUGAUUAUAUAAGUGAGCAUGUUGUGUAUCAUAACGACUGCUAUGAUGAAACUGAUGAAGCUAAGGCAUCUCCUUCAUCAAGUAGACAAGAAUCAAGGAAAUUCAAUAUUUACCGCCACAGAAUACAAAGCGUGCGCAAAUACACAAGAUGUUAGAAACAAAUGAAAGAGUUUGAGCAUGAUUUAGGGGAAGAGGUAGAAUCUGAUGAGCCGCCGCCUGAUUAUUUGAGUGAGCCAAAUGUUGAACAUAACGACAGCGAUGAUGAACCUUCAUUAAGAUAACCAAACUCAAGGAAAAACGUUUUUACUGGCACAGAAUACAAUGUGUGCGCAAUAGAAAAAAUGCUAUUGUUGAUGGUUGUUUUUAAGACCUGGAGUGAAAUACACUUACGGCAAUAUUCAUGGGGAGAAAUAAUUCAGAUAAGCGGAUACAAUAAACAAUGAUAAUAUAUCCAGCAUUGGAAGCAAAAACUACAUCCACGUUAAACAAUAUUGUAUGUGCGUAUCUAUCCGUUAUCUGUUCCUUUUUAUUUAUGGUUUAUUUUUCAUGCUUGUGCGGUCAGUUUGUGGUAUUUGUAUUUAUGUAUGUGGUGUUAACAUGUGUGGUCCUUUGUUCAUUGUCGUUUGGGCACUUGCCUUGUGCCUCUAAACAAAGUUUAUUUAACAAAUAUUUUCUUGACUACUGAGCUUGUCCCUGUUAUUUUCACUGUAUUAUUAUAAAAUAGCACUAAACGUUAGCUAAUAAACUCAUGUUUGAAACAUUUUAAUUUUUAUUUCGCUUUAUACUUAUAUCUGAAUCUCAAAAUGUGCAGUUGUUUUUAUUUGAUAUUCAUUUUAAAUUAUGUAUGGUUCAUUAAAGCGUGCAAACAUU
Messenger RNA from Mya arenaria, 4900 nucleotides. Its product is annotated as chitin synthase chs-2-like. Bases 160 to 4185 code for a protein of 1341 amino acids. The record is from RefSeq and is a predicted model, not a curated record. Gene Ontology annotation, molecular function: chitin synthase activity. Gene Ontology annotation, cellular component: membrane; cell septum; cell periphery. The transcript is spliced from 15 exons. Gene Ontology annotation, biological process: transmembrane transport. Lineage: Eukaryota; Metazoa; Mollusca; Bivalvia; Myida; Myidae.